AUGUUUUCUGCAGAAAAUACAUACAAACACCUGUUUUGUGGUGGUUUUUCGGAGGGUUUUGGUGUUAUGAGUAGUCAAGUACAAGGUUAUGAUUCUUGUAGUGAAGCGUGUUUAGGAUCUGAUCGAUUAGUUGGUCCAUUAAUGGCAGAAGACCAAUCAAGAACUGGGAGUAUUAAUGAAGCAGGAUCAAGUUCAAAAGAUGUUCAACAAGAGAAAGAUGAAGGGUGGCUUCAAUUGAGUAUUGGUGGUUACACAGGCCGUGAAAACAAGAAAGAUCGGGCAGAUCAAAGAUCUCGAAUAGACGGCCAUCUCCCGGUUGAGCUCGAGCUUCUUCCAAGUAGUGGUAGUACUUCACAAAUUAGGCCAUUAGCAGCUCCUAUGCUUAAUAUAUCAGAAUUUGCAACUCCUCGGCCUGUUAUGAAUUUUUCAACAGCCACUGAUCAUGGAACCUUAAUUUUCUUGCAACACCCGGGAACUAGUUCAACUUUCCCUUAUCAUCAAGAGAUUAACUGGGCAUAUAGGCCCAUCCCAAUUAACAUAACAUCUCCUUCAACUUCUUUAACGGCCCCGGGUGGUUCUUAUUUUCCCAGGCCAUUUCAAGUCCAUCCCGGAAUAGAUAUCCCCGGCCCGAAUCUAGAUUUCAGAGUGAUUCAGCCACCUCGGAGACCACAUUCCGGCAUAUGGUUUAUAUUACAAGCGUCACAAAAUCAAGCAAAAGAACCAUAUUUGCCUCAGAUAUCCAAGAGCUACUUGAGAAUCAAAGACGGAAGGAUGACAAUUCUAUUGGUCAAAAAAUAUCUGGUUAAUAAGCUUAGGCUGGAAAACGAAUCAGAGAUAGAAAUAAGAUGUAAAGGGCAAGAGCUUCUACCUUUCUUGACGUUGCAGCAUGUAAGAGAUAACAUAUGGAGUCAAAGGGAUUUUGUGACUUUGCUUCCACAUUCCUCCUCGGCUACUGACCACAUCAUGAGUGGUUGUUUCGUCGACAUAGUGGACACGAUCGGAGAUUCUCCUCGAGUUGUACGACAACGAAAGGCAAUCUUUGCUAGUGACGAAGGAAAAGUAAGAAACCUUGGAAGGAGGUCUAAGAUCAACGAGGCAGUGUAUGGCUCCUCAAAGCCUUCCUUGCAGUAG
Fraxinus pennsylvanica is the source of this 1131-nucleotide messenger RNA. The record is from the annotation of a GenBank genome assembly. NCBI's taxonomy places the organism in Eukaryota, Viridiplantae, Streptophyta, Magnoliopsida, Lamiales, Oleaceae.